AUGAUGAACGUAUCGCCCAAGGUGUACUCGGUGGCUCGAGUAUACGCCGAUGUGAACAAGCAUAAGUCUAGAGACUACUGGGACUAUGAAUCCCACACGAUCGAGUGGGGAAACAUCAAGAACUACGAGAUUGUGUCCAAGAUCGGAAGGGGCAAGUACUCGGAGGUGUUCGAGGGUGUCAACGUGAUCAACGACGAGCCCUGUGUGAUCAAGGUGUUGAAGCCUGUGAAAAUGAAGAAAAUCUAUCGAGAGGUGAAGAUCUUGAAGAACUUGACCGGAGGCCCUAAUGUGGUGGGGCUCUUGGACAUUGUCAGAGACCAGAACUCCAAGAUCCCUGCCUUGGUUUUCGAGUCCGUCAACAACGUCGAUUUCCGCAUCUUGUACAACAAGUUCAGCAUCGCCGACAUCCAGUACUACUUUCUGCAGCUCCUCAUUGCCUUGGACUACUCGCAUUCCAUGGGCAUCAUCCACCGAGACGUCAAGCCGCAAAACAUCAUGAUCGACCCGCAAACAAAGACCUUGAGGCUUAUUGACUGGGGUCUUGCGGAGUUCUACCACGCCGGCGUCGACUACAACGUCAGAGUCGCCUCCAGGUACCACAAGGGCCCAGAGUUGCUCAUCAACCUCCAGCAGUACGACUACUCCUUGGAUCUCUGGUCCGUGGGGUGCAUGCUUGCGGCCAUCAUAUUCAAGAAGGAGCCAUUUUUCCGUGGAGACUCCAACAACGACCAGUUGGUGCAGAUUGCCAAGGUGUUGGGCACGAAACCGCUCAUGGCGUAUGUGAACAAGUACGGCAUCAAGUUGAGCCCCGAGUACGACGGCAUUUUGGGCAACUACCCACGCAAGCCGUGGUCCGCCUUUGUCAACAGGGAUAACCAGCACUUGGUGCUGAACGAGGUGGUGGACUUGAUCGACAAGUUGUUGACCUACGACCACCAGUUGCGCCCUACUGCCAAGGAGACGCUUGCCCAUCCAUUUUUUUCGAUUCAGGCCUAG
Molecule: messenger RNA, 996 nt
Organism: Candidozyma duobushaemuli
Lineage: Eukaryota; Fungi; Ascomycota; Pichiomycetes; Serinales; Metschnikowiaceae
Gene: CKA2
Product: casein kinase 2 catalytic subunit
Exons: 1
Coding region: 1-996 (331 amino acids)
Biological process (GO): protein phosphorylation; regulation of transcription by RNA polymerase I; DNA damage response
Cellular component (GO): nucleus; cytosol; protein kinase CK2 complex
Molecular function (GO): protein serine/threonine kinase activity; ATP binding
Source: RefSeq, a predicted model, not a curated record